This is a messenger RNA of Priapulus caudatus, 911 nucleotides long. RefSeq names its product leucine-rich repeat-containing protein 57-like. The record is from RefSeq and is a predicted model, not a curated record. The annotation marks the transcript as partial. Gene Ontology annotation, molecular function: protein binding. NCBI's taxonomy places the organism in Eukaryota, Metazoa, Priapulida, Priapulimorpha, Priapulimorphida, Priapulidae. The transcript is spliced from 4 exons.
AUGACAGCGGCCGUACUGAAGCAGCUGCAGCUACGCAUGGAGUUUGAUCCGCGGUUUGACGGCAAGAAGCUGAAGCUGAAAGGGAAAGAGUUAAACCGCAUCCCCAGCGACGUCUUCAACAUGAUCGACUUACAGAUCCUCGACAUGAGCCCGACGCGAGAGGCAAGCUUAUUGUUUUCCCUCACAGCCGUGCCGAUCAACAUCAAUCGUCUGCAAAACCUGCGGGUGCUCAUCCUUGAUACGAACAAGUUGAAGAUUCUGCCACCAGAGGUCGCCGAGCUGCAGCACCUGGAAAAGCUGGCAGCGAGCAAUAAUUUGCUGACGUCGCUGCCCGCGAGCUUCGCCAGCCUCACCGAGCUCAGCACGCUACACCUGGCCAACAACAAGUUCCGCGCGCUGCCGCCGCAGCUGUGCCGCCUGCCGCGACUCGGCUUCCUCGACAUGUCCUGUAACAAGCUAACGACACUACCGGACGACAUCUGCAACCUGAUAAGCCUACAGGUUUUUCUGCUCGCAUACAACCGCUUGGGGUCGCUGCCGGAGCGGCUGGGUGAGAUGACGUGGCUGCGCACACUGUGGCUCGGGAACAACAAACUCACAUACCUUCCGGAGAGCUUCACCAACCUAGAGAACCUAGACUGGGGAGAGUACUACACGUCGUCUAACAUCAACGACAAUCCGCUGCAGGAUCCGCCCGUAAACGUCGCCUCGAACGGCACCCAGAGGAUCUCGGAGUGGAGAGAGGAACAACUGAAGCUUAAAGGUCUCUGGGAAGCCGAGAUGCGCCGGAGAGAGGACGCCCGGAGCCAGGAGGAGGAGCGCGCGCAGGAGGAGGAGAGGAGACAACGCGAACUGAUGUUGGAGGCGGAGAGGAAAAGGCAAGAGCGCAUGCGCGAAGAUGAGAGAAAAAG